AUGACUGUCUUUUCUUUUUACAUCUUCGACCGCCACGCGGAAUGUAUCUACAAGCGCCGCUGGCUUCCGCGCCCGACCUCCAUAGGCGGGAAACCCCAGACCCAAGCUGGGCUCGGACAAACAGUACGGGCGAGCGAUGACGAUGCAAAGUUAGUCUUCGGUACGGUGUUUUCGCUGCGCAAUAUGGUGCGCAAGCUUGGAGGCGAGGAAGACAACUUCGUUUCAUACACGACCAAUCAGUACAAGCUGCACUACUACGAAACCCCAACCAAUAUCAAAUUCGUUAUGUUGACGGACCUCAAAAGCCCAAGCAUGCGCAUCGCCCUGCAGCAGAUAUAUAUCAACCUGUUUGUGGAAUACGUGGUCAAAAACCCAUUAUCUCCAGUCGAACACCCCGGCGGCGUAGGUGUGAAUAACGAGUUGUUCGAAGAAUCCCUCGAACAAUUUGUGCAGACUAGUGUUCUAGCGUGA
Messenger RNA from Penicillium angulare, 471 nucleotides. Its product is annotated as TRAPP subunit BET5. Gene Ontology annotation, biological process: endoplasmic reticulum to Golgi vesicle-mediated transport. Bases 1 to 471 code for a protein of 156 amino acids. The record is from RefSeq and is a predicted model, not a curated record. NCBI's taxonomy places the organism in Eukaryota, Fungi, Ascomycota, Eurotiomycetes, Eurotiales, Aspergillaceae. Gene Ontology annotation, cellular component: TRAPP complex. The transcript is spliced from 5 exons.